Messenger RNA from Clavispora lusitaniae ATCC 42720, 426 nucleotides. RefSeq lists its product as uncharacterized. The record is from RefSeq and is a predicted model, not a curated record. NCBI's taxonomy places the organism in Eukaryota, Fungi, Ascomycota, Pichiomycetes, Serinales, Metschnikowiaceae.
AUGUCUUGGGAUCAAGUUUCGUUCACCCUUCCGGCUCAUUCAAAAGGUUGUUACCUCAUCACAGACGAGGUCAUCCGCAAUGUUCCUCAGAUUAAAGAUUACAAAGUUGGCCUCUUGCACUUGUUCCUCCAGCACACUUCAGCUGGUUUGUCCCUCAACGAAAAUUGCGAUCCUGAUGUCAGAGAAGAUAUGGGUACAUCAUUAGAUCGUGUGGUUCCUGAAGGUGACUUUUACAUCCAUGCGGAUGAAGGUCCUGAUGACAUGCCAGGCCAUGUUAAGAGCUCGUUGAUCGGAGUCAGCGUAACAAUUCCUAUCCGCAAUGGUCGCUUAGCCACUGGUACAUGGCAAGGCGUAUACUUGUGUGAAUUCCGCAGGUAUAUGCACAGAAGAAAUAUCGUGGCUACGAUCCAGGGAGAAAAGAAGUAA